Linum tenue is the source of this 3619-nucleotide messenger RNA. The record is from the annotation of a GenBank genome assembly. NCBI's taxonomy places the organism in Eukaryota, Viridiplantae, Streptophyta, Magnoliopsida, Malpighiales, Linaceae.
CUUGGGAUCAAACUUGCAAUUCAACGGCCAAUUGGGAAAAUGCUCACCGACCGCUUCCUUCAUAUCUGAAUCUCCAUCUCCAAUAAUUUUUCUUCUUUUACUUUCCCUUCCAUUCUUCGUCGUUAUCUCUUCCCUCCUUAGGGUUCCUCUUCGCCUUCUUCUCCAAUCCCACAAACGGCUUUCCCCCCCUGAACUGUUGAAUUAUCGCGUUACCUAUUUCUCCACUGUACGGAUCCUCUCCUGCAAAAACCCCCUUCCGGUGAAAGCUCUCACUUUCCUCUUGUCCGGGGUUUUAGAUUUCCGCCAUGGCCGUCAUCAGCCUCCUCUAGGGUUUCUUCUCCCCCCAAUUGUUUCGGAGUGGUAAGCGUAGGUAGAGAUAUAUAUGGAUAGGUUCAUGAAUGGAGGCGGGGUUCCGCAGAGUUCGAAGGUGGAGGAUCCUCGACCAUUCGGAAUUAGCAGUUCUGGGGAUACUCUGUUUGAUGCGUCUCAGUAUGCAUUCUUCGGCAAGGAUCUUGUUGAGGAAGUGGAGUUGGGGGGGUUGGAGGAAGAGGAGGAAGAGCCCGCUCCAGCUGAAUUUGAUGAAGAGGAAUUUCUUUUUGAUAGACAAGAGGGAGACGGUUUAGGAUCUUUAUCGGAUAUUGAUGAUCUUAGCAAUGCAUUUUCAAAGUUAAACGAGGAUGUAGGUGGGCCAAGAAGAUUUGGUGUAAUCGCUGAGAGGGGGUCAAGAGAAAGUUCAUCUGCUACCGAGUGGGCACAAGGGGAAGAGGUCCCUAAUUGGUAUGGCCAGCAGGUAGUUGACCCCGACAUAUCUCAAGAUAGCAAGAGAUGGUCAUCACAACCCUUUGUCUCUUCUGCUCGACCGGGAGAUCCGAACAACUUGUAUCGAACAUUUUCAUAUCCGGAGCAACCCCAGCAACACCAUCAACAAGUACACCAUCAACAGUUCUCAAGUGAACCGAUUCUUGUCCCAAAACCUUCUUAUCCUUCAUAUCCUCCUCAAGUUAGCGGACAAUCCCCACUUGCUUCACCAAAUCACACACAGUUAAAUAUCCCGCAUCUCUCUGGAAACCCCCAGAUGGCAUUGUCUCCGCAGAACCAGUCUCCCUUCUCCAAUUCUCAGCUCCAGAUGCCUGGUGUGCACCAUGGAUCACCACAGUACGGCAGAAACUUGCAACAGCUUGCCUCUGGUCUAGCUGUUAACAGUCGUCCACCAGGGCAAUGGGCGAACCAAACUGGCAUGUUCCCUGGAGACCAUCCCAUGAACCGGAUGAACAAUGCGCUGCCUCAUCAGAAUGGGCUAAUGCCUCCACAGAUGAUGCGACCUCAUAUGCAGCAGCAGCAGCUGCUGCAGCAUAGAUUUCACCAUCAGGGUCAGCCAUCUUUAAGUCAUUUACCAGGUAUUCAGAGUCAAAUCUUUAACCCACAUCACCCUCCAUCACCUCCAGUGAUGAGAAACUUUGGCGCGGUUCUCGGCAUGGGCGAUCUCAGAGAUCAAAGACCGAGAUCGGUUCAGAGAGGUGGCCGGUUCAACAUGCGGUAUCCUCAACCAAGCUAUGAUAGCGGCUGGCCACAGUUCAGAUCCAAGUACAUGUCAACCGAUGAACUUGAUGGCAUUCUCAGAGUGCAACUUGCUGCGACACACAGCAACGACCCGUAUAUAGAUGAUUACUAUCACCAGGGGUGUCUCUUCAAAAAAUCCUCAUCUGGUGCAACAAAGAUCAGACACCAUUUCUGCCCAACGCACUUGCGUGAUCUACCUCCGGGGGCCCGCGUGAACUCUGAACCACAUGCUUUCCUACAGGUGGAUGCUCUUGGUAGGGUUCCUUUCUCUUCCAUCCGCAGGCCCCGCCCUCUUCUCGAGGUGGAUCCUCCCAAUUCUUCUACUACCAAUAGCGAACAGAACAAUGUUGCCCCCGAGAAGCCACUAGAGCAGGAGCCUAUGCUUGCAGCUAGAGUUGCAAUUGAAGAUGGUCUCUGCCUCCUCCUAGAUGUUGAUGAUAUCGAUCGUUUCCUCAAGUUUAAUCAGAUCCCUGAUGGUGGGACCCACUUGAGAAGGCGGCGGCAGGAACUGUUGGAAGGGCUAGCAACAUCUCUCCAGCUGGUAGAUCCACUUGGGAAAAAUGGACAAACAGGUGGAAAUGACGACAUGGUUUUCUUGAGGGUAUUAGCCCUUCCCAAGGGCAGGAAACUUCUGUCUAGGUACCUACAACUGCUACCAGCUGGUGACCUCCUACGUGUUGUCUGCAUGGCCAUCUUCCGUCACUUGAGGUUUCUGUUUGGAGAUAUGUCUCGGGCAGCUGAAGCUACGAGCAACCUGGCUAGGACUGUAUCACUGUGUGUCCGCCGGAUGGAUCUCGGGUCGCUCAGUGCGUGCCUUGCUGCCGUGGUUUGUUCGUCUGAGCAACCGCCAUUGCGCCCAUUGAGCAGCUCGGCGGGAAAUGGGGCUUCGGUCGUCUUGGUUUCUGUGCUCGAACAGGGUGCUGAGUUGUUGAGCGAUUCACUUCAAGAUGCGAGCAACUACAAUGUCACAAACCGGGAGCUUUGGAAGGCCUCGUUUGAUGAAUUCUUUGGUCUGCUUAUCAAGUAUUGCGUGAAUAAGUACGACGGGAUUAUGCAGUCUUCUUGCUUAGAUCCAGCUGAAGCUAUAAAGAGAGAAUUGCCUAUGGAGCUUUUAAGGGUGAGUGUUCCACAUACCAACGAGUACCAGAAGAAGAUGUUGUAUGAUCUCUCUCAGCGGUCGUUGGUUGGUCAGGAGAAAGGCAAUGUUGGUCAGGCAGUGUGAGGUGAUACCAAUACCAGAAGCAUUGUUGGGCUUAAUUACUUGAUUUUCUUUUCAAGGUUCCACAAUUGUCGUUGCACCACACUGGAGCAGUACAUUCCGAAAGGUGGAGCAUAUUGACAAUAUCCACUUUGGGGAGCAUGCGUAACCGGCGAAAGCUCGUAGUCGCCUUUUAGUUUUUCUGAAUAGAAUUUUUGGCCAUUCUCAUUCAAUUUCACCCUUGUCUUCCUGUACUGUCUUAGAUCUGUUAUGGCUCUUGGAAUUUUGUCUUCAUGUCUGGUCGUCGUCUGUCUCUUGAGAGCUUAUUUUGAUGCUCUGUUGUGGAAAAUUUUCCUCGAUGUAGAAGGAAGAGGGUGUAGUGGGUUUAGAUGUACAGUCGUUGUUCAUGGCUGGAUGUGCAGAAUUGCUGCAACAGAUCUGAAGAAGCUCGUUCGCCAGUUAGUUUCCUUUUUCAGCAUUUGUUCUUAUGGUCCAAUAUGCACUGCUGUUCUGCUGCAGAAUGUUGGAUAUUUUGUGAAGGUUUUGAUUCAUAUUUGCCGGUGCCAAUGGUCAUAUUAGAUCUCUUUCUUUUGCACCUGGGAUAGAGAAAGAUGUCAUCUUCUCGAACAGACACCUUUCAAUUUAGGUCAUUUGACAUGAACCAUGUUGUCUACUUUCUUUAUCUGAUGAAUAGCUUUUGGUCUGUUAGUAUCACAAGGUUGACCACUUGUUAGUAGCUUUGUCCAAAAUUCAAGUGUAUAGACUAUGGCUAUGGCUCCUGGUUAUUAAUCGUCUUGUAAGUAGAGGCACUCUUGAAUGUUGAUGGUGCCUUUCUUCACAUCCACGAUUCUUCAGUUCGAG